AUGGGGAUAGCAAAACAAUACUAUCCAUCCACUUUAGAUCUGUAUAGCAUAAUCGCAUCAAAUCUAUUCUCCCUUCGCAAUCACUCUCUUCUCUUCUCCCAUGCAACGACCUUUACUAGUACAUUUCCACUAAAUUGGUCCAUUUUAUUCCGAAAUAGAGAGGGGUUUACAACUUACAAGGAGCCAAAAUGGCCUGCCAAUAAGUAUCACCUCAUCUAUGGUUUUGCUCAAGGCACCCCGGCUAAUGCCGUGGGCGCAGUUACACGUGCUUUCGAAACAUGGGCAGGCAACACACGCUUCUCUUUCAGUCGGGCUAAAAGCGUUGACAGCGCUGAUCUGAAGAUCAGUUUUGGAAGUGGUGAACAUGGAGAUGGACGACCGUUUCAUGGGCCAGGUGGGGUCCUAGCCCAUGCUUAUGCGCCAGCAAAUGGGAGAUUUCACUACGAUGCUGAUGAGACGUGGGUUGUGGGUGCUGUGCCCGGGGGAAUGGAUUUGGAGACUGUGGCUUUGCAUGAAAUCGGUCAUCUUCUAGGGCUUGAGCAUAGCUCUGUUGAAGGAGCUGUCAUGUUACCUGGAAUCCGCGCUGGAUUUACCCAGAGUUUGCAUGCGGAUGAUAUUCAAGGAAUUAAAGCUUUAUACAACACUUGA
Messenger RNA from Prunus armeniaca (apricot), 648 nucleotides. Lineage: Eukaryota; Viridiplantae; Streptophyta; Magnoliopsida; Rosales; Rosaceae. The record is from the annotation of a GenBank genome assembly.